UUUUCUGCUUUAUCUGUCACUCUUCUCGCUUUAUAUACAUAACAACAUACAUUUCUUUUUCACUGUACUUUUAGGGGGGAGAAACGAAGGCCCAGAAGUCUUGAACAUCAUUAGAGACAACACAUUCACAGGGAUUUGAGAGCAAAAGAAUUUUUGGUUUGAAUUUUCUUUGAAAACCCAGAAACGGGAUAUAAGAAAAGAGAGACCUUGUUUCUUUGUUCUUUUUUAUUUUUUUAAUUUUUUUUGGGUUUGGGAUUGAAUAAUGGGAUCAUCUUCAGGGCAAGGCAGUGGCUUUGAUCUCUCAUUCAGGAUCUUGUUGAUCGGUGAUUCUGGGGUUGGUAAAAGCAGUCUUCUUGUCAGUUUUAUUUCCAGUUCUGUAGAGGAUCUUUCUCCCACCAUUGGUGUGGAUUUUAAGGUCAAGCAGCUAAUGGUAGGUGGGAAGCGAUUGAAGCUUACAAUUUGGGAUACCGCUGGACAGGAGAGAUUCAGAACAUUAACAAGCUCUUACUAUAGAAAUGCACAAGGAAUCAUUCUUGUUUAUGAUGUGACACGGAGAGAAACCUUUACAAACUUAUCAGAUGUGUGGGCUAAAGAAGUUGACCUCCACUGCACGAACAAGGACUGUGUGAAGAUGCUUGUUGGAAAUAAAGUCGAUAUAGAGUCUGAAGGGGUUGUAAGGAGAGAAGAGGGAAACGCUCUUGCAAAAGUGCAUGGAUGUACAUUUCUUGAAUGUAGUGCUAAAACUAGACAAAAUGUGGAGAAAUGCUUUGAAGAACUGGCACUCAAGAUAAUGGAAGUUCCUAGUCUUUUGGAAGAAGGAUCUACUGCAGUGAAGAGAAAUAUUUUAAAGCAGAAACAGGAAAACCAAGCACCUCCUUCCAGAUCUAGUGGUUGUUGCUCUUCAUAAGCUGCAAGAAGAAGAUGGCAUGCACAAUGAGUUCCACUCAACACAUCAUGAACAGAUCAUGCAUAUGAAAAUUGCUUUCCUGUGUUCUUUUACUGCUACUAUUGAUGCGGUCACGAAGUUGCCUUCUUUCACUUGUAUCAUCAUCAUCAUCAUCAUCAUCAUCAUCAUCAUCAUCAUUCUGGGAAUACAGGCACUCAAAUAAUAUCCAUUAGCUUUUGUAUAGUUGUUUGCCUUUGUUUUUGUUGGUCAAUAUUCACUCAUGUUGGAAGAACAUAAUUUAUUCUAUUCUGUUGGUUUAAGUUAAUAUGCUUUUUCUA
This is a messenger RNA of Hevea brasiliensis (rubber tree), 1224 nucleotides long. RefSeq names its product ras-related protein RABC2a. The record is from RefSeq and is a predicted model, not a curated record. Gene Ontology annotation, molecular function: GTPase activity; GTP binding. Bases 263 to 907 code for a protein of 214 amino acids. The transcript is spliced from 6 exons. NCBI's taxonomy places the organism in Eukaryota, Viridiplantae, Streptophyta, Magnoliopsida, Malpighiales, Euphorbiaceae.